UCAGUCAUCUCGUAAACGUCGGCGGAUCAUCGCACAAAUGAACUCUACCAAACGCUCGAGGAAUCUGAAAAAAAGAAAAAAACGGCAUCAAUCAAUUUCUGGCUGCAUACGUGCACUCUAAUUUUUACGGAUGCUUGAAUCUACAACCCGCGUUUCCAUUGCCAAUAUACUUCCUAUUAUAAUGCUAGGAAGGAAGCAGAGUCUCAAGGGAGACCCGGUUUUAGCUGAUUAUGGUCCAGAAGAAUGCCUCAAUGAGAGUACAGACAUUGAAUGGGUUAACAAGCUAUGGGUUAGGCGGUUGAUGAGACUUUGCGCGUUAGUCUCUUUGGCUUCGGUUUGCCUCAACACGCCCAAGACUUUUGAAAAGGUGCCGAUACUUCAGUAUGUUACCUUUACCUGCGACCUAAUCGUCACGUUUCUAUUCACUGCCGAGAUGAUUGCCAAAAUGCACAUUAGGGGUAUUCUCAAGAGCAAACAGUCCUACCUGAAGGACCAUUGGUGCCAAUUUGAUGCGAGUAUGGUAUUCUUUCUUUGGUUGUCGGUGAUCCUUCAAAUGUUUGAGAUGCUGGAACUCGUUAUGCGGUACAGCUACACUUCUAUCCUACGAGCUCCACGUCCCUUGAUCAUGAUUCGCUUUCUGCGGGUUUUUUUAAAAUUUUCCAUGCCCAAGGCCAGGAUCAAUCAAAUUUUCAAGCGGUCGAGUCAGCAAAUAUACAACGUGACGCUGUUUUUUCUGUUCUUCAUGUCGUUGUACGGACUACUCGGGGUCCAAUUUUUCGGGGAACUGACGAAUCAUUGCGUGUUGAACUCGACAGAUCCCCGACACAUCACCAUAAACAGCCUCGCGAUACCCGAUACGUUCUGCUCGACCGAUCCCGAAUCCGGCUACCAAUGCCCCAAGGGCAUGAAGUGCCUCAAACUCGAGCUUUCCAAGUACAUCAUGGGAUUCAACGGCUUCGACGAGUUUGCUACGAGCAUAUUCACGGUUUACCAGGCCGCCUCGCAGGAGGGCUGGGUGUUCAUAAUGUACCGGGCGAUCGAUAGCCUGCCCGCUUGGAGGCCCAUCCUGUACUUCAGCACGAUGAUAUUUUUCCUGGCGUGGCUCGUCAAGAACGUCUUCAUCGCCGUGAUAACGGAAACGUUCAACGAAAUCCGGGUGCAGUUCCAGCAGAUGUGGGGCGUCCGGGGCACGAUGAGCAGCAACAACACGGCCUCGCAGGUGUUGACCGGCGACGACGAGCACGGCUGGAAACUCGUGACCCUCGACGAGAACAAGCACCUCGGGGGCCUGGCCGGCUCGCCCCUUUGCCAGGCCAUACUCCGCUCGCCCCAGUUCCGCAUGGUCGUCAUGUGCGCCAUACUGGCCAACGGCAUAACCACGGCCACGAUGAACUUCAAGCACGACGAGCGGCCCAGGCACGCCUUCUACGAGCGCUACUACUACGCCGAGAUCGUCUUCACCGUGUUGCUCGAUCUCGAGACUGCCUUCAAAAUCUGCUGUCUCGGUUUCCACAGCUACUACAAGCACUCGAUACACAAGUUUGAGCUGCUGCUCGCCGUUGGCACGACCAUCCACAUCAUACCGUUUUUCUACCUCUCGGGUUUCACCUACUUUCAAGUACUUCGAAUCGUAAGGCUGAUCAAGGCCUCGCCCAUGCUCGAGGACUUUGUCUACAAGAUUUUCGGUCCUGGCAAAAAACUCGGCAGCCUCAUCAUCUUCACCAUGUGCCUCCUCGUCAUAUCGUCGAGUAUUUCCAUGCAACUAUUUUGCUUCUUGUGUGACUACACGAAGUUUGAAACGUUUCCCGAGGCCUUCAUGUCCAUGUUCCAAAUCUUGACUCAAGAAGCGUGGGUCGAGGUCAUGGAUGAAACAAUGGUCAGAACUCACGAGUCCAUCGCUCCUCUCGUCGCCGUUUACUUUAUACUUUAUCACCUUUUCGUGACACUGAUCGUGUUGAGUCUCUUCGUCGCGGUUAUAUUGGAUAAUCUUGAACUGGACGAGGACAUCAAGAAAUUGAAGCAGCUCAAGUUCCGCGAGCAAAGUGCCGAAAUAAAGGAGACGCUGCCGUUUAGACUGAGGAUUUUCGAGAAGUUCCCCGACAGCCCGCAGAUGACUACCUUGCACAAAGUGCCGUCGGAUUUCAACCUUCCGAAAGUGCGAGAGAGCUUUAUGAGACAAUUUGUGUACGAACUCGAGGACGAAGAGAACGAAGGCUCGAAAAGAGUCAACGAAACUUUCGACUCGAAAAUCGUGUACCGCAAGCAGCGACCGGUUCACAUUUUGAAUAACCAUCCAAAAGUUAGGACUGUCGAAACGAGCUAUAAAAAAGCCGCUAUUGCGUACAUAAUCAACGAUUCAAACAAUCAACGUCUAUUGCUCGGUGACUCUGCAAUGAUACCAGUUCCUGCGAAAAGCCUAAUGAAAUCACAAGGGACGGUCAACAGUGCGAAGCAACUGCGAAUAGACCAAAAAAAGUCGAUACGAAGGAGCGUCAGAAGUGGCUCGAUAAAGUUGAAGCAGACCUACGAACACUUGGUGGAAAACGGUGACGUUGGGGCCAUCAACCGCAUGACCUCGUCCCGCAGCAGACCCCACGAUUUGGACAUCAAGCUUUUACAAGCGAAAAGACAGCAAGCCGAAAUGCGAAGAAACCAGCGCGAAGAAGAUUUACGGGAAAAUCAUCCGUUCUUUGACACGCCGCUCUUUGUGGUGCCGAGGGAGAGCAAGUUCCGUAAAAUUUGCCAAUUGCUCGUCUACGCGAGGUACGACGCGAGAUUGAAGGAUCCACUCACGGGAAAGGAGAGAAAAGUUCAAUACAAGAGCCUCCACAAUUUCUUGGGACUCGUGACCUACUUGGACUGGGUGAUGAUCCUCGCGACCACCCUCUCUUGCAUUUCUAUGAUGUUCGAGACCCCGAGAUUCCGCGUGAUGGAAAUUCCGGCCUUGCAGAUAGCGGAGUACGGCUUUGUCAUUUUCAUGAGCAUCGAAUUGGCGCUGAAAAUCCUGGCGGACGGCCUAUUUUUCACGCCAAAGGCCUACAUCAAGGACGUCGCUUCGAUACUAGAUGUAUUCAUCUACGUGGUGAGCCUCGUAUUCCUUUGCUGGAUGCCGCGAAGCGUGGCUCCAAACUCGGGGGCACAGCUCCUGAUGAUACUGCGCUGUGUUCGGCCGCUGCGUAUAUUCACGCUCGUGCCCCACAUGCGCAAAGUCGUGUACGAGCUCUGCCGCGGCUUCAAGGAGAUCCUCCUCGUCUCGAUUCUCCUGAUCCUGCUCAUGUUCGUCUUUGCGAGCUACGGGGUGCAGCUGUACGGGGGCAGACUGGCGCGCUGCAACGACCCGACCAUCACCAAGCGAGAGGAAUGCGUCGGGGUCUUUAUGCGCCGAGUCUUUGUCACCAAGAUGAAGCUCCUCGCUGGCCAAAACGAGAGUUAUCCGUCGAUACUCGUGCCCCGCGUCUGGGCUAAUCCAAAGCGCUUCAACUUUGACAAUAUAGGGGAUGCGAUUUUAGCUCUGUUCGAAGUGCUCUCGUUCAAGGGCUGGCUCGACGUGAGAGACGUACUCAUCAAAGCUCUUGGCCCCGUGCACGCCAUUUACAUCCAUAUCUACAUAUUUCUCGGCUGCAUGAUUGGCCUCACGCUAUUCGUUGGCGUGGUCAUUGCCAAUUAUUCCGAAAACAAGGGUACCGCGCUUCUCACGGUCGAUCAAAGACGAUGGUGUGACCUGAAGAAAAGACUGAAAAUCGCUCAACCGCUGCAUUUGCCACCACGACCUGAUGGCAAAAAAUUUCGAGCUUACAUCUACGAUAUAACGCAAAACAUUUACUUCAAGCGUUUCAUAGCAGUGAUGGUACUCAUAAAUAGUGCUUUGCUCUGCGUUUCGUGGAGAAUCGAGGAAGAGCACACGGAGCCCUUGGCUACAGUAUCGGCCAUUUUAACGCUCAUAUUUCUCGUUGAAGUAAUCAUGAAAAACAUUGCCUUUACGCCUCGAGGUUACUGGCAGUCGAGAAGAAAUCGUUACGAUCUUUUGGUCACGGUCGUCGGGGUUACAUGGAUAGUAAUACACGGAACGAUGAAGAACGACUUGUCCUACGUCAUUGGUUUCAUGGUGGUGAUCCUGAGAUUUUUCACCAUCACUGGCAAACACACGACUUUGAAGAUGCUUAUGCUGACUGUCGGAGUUUCCGUCUGCAAGAGCUUUUUUAUCAUAUUUGGAAUGUUCCUUCUCGUAUUUUUCUACGCCUUGGCCGGCACCAUCAUAUUCGGAACAGUCAAGUACGGCGAAGGCAUCGGAAGGCGUGCCAACUUUGAAUCACCAGUGACGGGGGUAGCUAUGCUGUUUAGAAUAGUCACGGGCGAAGACUGGAAUAAAAUAAUGCACGAUUGUAUGGUUCAACCUCCCUACUGUACACCGGCAGCCAAUUAUUGGGAAACGGAUUGUGGCAAUUUUCACGCAUCCUUGAUUUAUUUCUGCACCUUUUACGUCAUCAUCACCUACAUAGUUCUCAAUCUCCUAGUGGCCAUCAUCAUGGAAAACUUUUCACUUUUUUAUUCAAACGAAGAGGAUGCUUUGUUAUCAUACGCGGAUAUCAGGAAUUUUCAAAAUACCUGGAAUAUUGUGGACAUACACCAAAGAGGAGUUAUACCAGUGCGGAGGGUGAAAUUCAUUUUGAGGCUUUUAAAAGGCCGACUGGAAACUGAUCCCCAGAAAGAUAGACUGCUCUUCAAGUACAUGUGUUACGAGCUCGAGAGAUUGCACAAUGGGGAAGAUGUUACGUUUCAUGAUGUCAUCAAUAUGUUGUCCUAUCGAUCGGUGGAUAUAAGAAAAGCUUUACAACUGGAGGAGCUGCUUGCCAGAGAAGAAUUCGAAUACAUAAUCGAAGAGGAAGUGGCAAAACAAACGAUCCGGACUUGGCUCGAAGGUUGCUUGAAAAAAAUAAGGGCCGUGGGUAAACAACAGAACAGCCUUAUCGCUGGACUUAGAGCAACGAACGAAGUGGUGGCCAGCACGACGUUACAAGAGCACGUAGAAGAGAAGAAAGAACCAGUGGUUGAAAAAGAUGACCCAGCUGAAGCGAAAGAUGCAGAAGGGUUACGACACAGGGGUAAAAAACCAGUGGGUCUGCCCAGAUCCGACAGCAUUGGCAGCGGUUCGGGUAGAAAAUUUCUUGCCCCAACUUUGUCGGAUCCAGCAACUUCUGUGAGGAUUGAAAAGGAAAAAAUUACAGCCUCAAAAAAGAGAAGUAACAGGCCUGCCCCUGUGGCUGUCAAAAACAAUUUACCGUACGUGACGGAAAGAAGCGAGUAUUUACGAACGUUUGGGAAGGAAACUUUUGGUGCAAGAGUGUCCCCGCCCAACAAGAUGACAAGUGCGAUUAAUGAGGUUCGUGAUUGGUGGCGUGAACAGUUGAACUAUAACACAGAUUCUAGUGACGAAUCAUUGUAG
This is a messenger RNA of Copidosoma floridanum, 5443 nucleotides long. It is a transcript of the gene na, whose product is annotated as sodium leak channel non-selective protein na. Gene Ontology annotation, cellular component: plasma membrane. Gene Ontology annotation, molecular function: monoatomic cation channel activity. Gene Ontology annotation, biological process: positive regulation of synaptic transmission, cholinergic; positive regulation of synaptic transmission, GABAergic; monoatomic ion transport. NCBI's taxonomy places the organism in Eukaryota, Metazoa, Arthropoda, Insecta, Hymenoptera, Encyrtidae. The record is from RefSeq and is a predicted model, not a curated record.